Molecule: messenger RNA, 1398 nt
Organism: Perognathus longimembris pacificus (Pacific pocket mouse)
Lineage: Eukaryota; Metazoa; Chordata; Mammalia; Rodentia; Heteromyidae
Product: PRAME family member 12-like
Exons: 3
Coding region: 1-1398 (465 amino acids)
Biological process (GO): negative regulation of apoptotic process; positive regulation of cell population proliferation; negative regulation of DNA-templated transcription
Cellular component (GO): cytoplasm
Source: RefSeq, a predicted model, not a curated record
AUGAGAACUACCCCGCCCACGCUCCUGCAGCUAGCGGCUCAGAGCCUGCUGGAGAACCCGGCCUUGGCCGUCUCUGCUCUGGAGGAGCUGCCCUGCGAUCUCUUCCCUCUGCUCUUCUUGGAGGCCUUGAACAGGAGACACAUGGAGCUGCUGAAGGCCAUGGUGCAGGCCUGGCCAUUCCCCUGCCUCCCCCUUGGGCCCCUGUUGAGCAGACAAGACCAGGAGCCCCUACAAAUGGCCCUGGACGGGCUUGAUAUGCUGCUUGCUCAGAAGGAUCGGCCCAGGAGGGUGCAGUUGCAAACUUUGGACUUGAGGAAAACACGCCAUAGUUUUUGGAAUGUAGGCCCUGGAGCCGUUCCUGCUACCAGCUCACCUCCACCCAAAAGAAGACGUCUUGCAUCUGGGAUGCUCCACCUGGGGACGAGGGACAAGCGACCUUUAGUGGUUAUAGUAGAGAUUUGCUUUGACCCCAGUUUCAUCAAAUGUCCUCAACAGCACUUGCUUCAGUGGGCCCGAGAGAGGAGAGGCCAGGUAGAGCUGUGCUGUGAGAGGCUGCAGAUUUGGGACCCGUGCUUCUGUGCUGCCCAUGAAGCGCAACUCCACAGGCUCAUGGACACGUUGGAGCUGGGGCAUGUGAAGGUGCUGGAAAUGAACUCUCCCUGGAACUUCAACACACUGGUCAAGUUUUCUCCUUUCCUAGGCAAGAUGAUGAAUCUGCAGAAAUUACUUCUCUCUCCCAUUUAUGAGUCUAGAAACAUGAAAGAACAUCUCAUCGAGUUAUUCGUAACUCAGUUCAGCAAUCUGAACUUCCUCCAGGAACUCUAUUUGAACAGAGUCACUUUUCUCCAAGACUACCUACACCGGAUAUUCAGGUGUCUGAAGACUCCAUUGGAGUCUCUGUCAAUAACCGAGUGCCAGCUUUCAGAAACAGACUGGAUGUGUCUGUCUCUUUUCCCCGUUACCCACCAGCUGAAAUACCUGAGUCUGAGAGGUGUUACACUAACGACUUGCUGGCCUGGAUUCCUCCAGAGUCUUCUGGAGAAAGUUGCAUCCACUCUGGAGAUCCUGGACUUGGAGGAUUGUAAGAUGUCAGACUCCCUGCUCACGGCCCUCCUGCCCGCCCUGAGCCGCUGUACCCAGCUCACCAAGGUCUGUUUCUAUGGGAGCUGCAUCACCAUGCCUGUCCUGAAGAACCUGAUGCUGCACACGGCCCAGAUGAGCCAGUUAAAUGAAGAGUUGUACCCAUUCCCUCUGGAGAGCUAUGAAAGUAGCACAGGAACCAUCCACUCAGAGAGAGUUUCCCAGCAUUGUGGUGAACUUAUGAAUACCCUGAGGGACUUAAGACAACCCAAGAGGAUCUUAUUCCGUGGUAACCGCUAUCGUUUUUGGAAACCAUGA